Messenger RNA from Rangifer tarandus platyrhynchus (Svalbard reindeer), 216 nucleotides. The record is from the annotation of a GenBank genome assembly. Lineage: Eukaryota; Metazoa; Chordata; Mammalia; Artiodactyla; Cervidae.
AUGGGGGCCGCGUUCGCGCGAAGGGGCGGGCUGAAGGCGCUCGGGUGGACCUCGCUGGUGGCUCCCGGUGGGUUUGGGCCCCGCGCAGGUGCCAGGCAGGAUAGGCGCUCAGGGCCCCGGCUGCGCUCCGCCUAUGCCCGCGGGAGGCUCAGAGGACCGAGGGCCGCGGUCCGCGGCGGGCCCGAAUCAGACACCUCCGGGGCCACGUGUCCCUGA